AUGGAGUCUCUCGGAAAGCUACAGCUUCAUCAGAAGCCAAUUCAGGUCUCUCUCACUCACUUCUCUUCACCGUUCCCGAAAAAUCCUUCGUCUUUCUCUCUCAGAUCUCUACACCGAUCAACUUCGUCCUUGAAAUGUGUUUCUAUCAGAGCUUCGUCGUCACCAAAGUCCCAAGACUCGAGACUCCCAGUUUUGCAAUCAUUACCUUCACGUCUCCUGAAAUCGACCUGCAUCACCUUCACCGCUGCAGCGGCGUUGUUCUUCGUGAAUCUCCAGGUCAAAACUCCGACGGCGAUUGCGGCUCCUGUCGCGGCUUCCCCGACGGUGGAAUCUCUUAAACAGAGGAACGGAGACGUUUCGUUUGAAGAAGAAGAGCGAUCGCUUGAACAGCAUUUAGCUUCUAACCCUGAAGAUGUGGAUGCUCUAAGGUCGUUAAUGGAGGUAAGGAUCAAAUCUCGUAAGCUUAUAGAAGCUGUAGAAGUGAUUGAUCGUUUGAUAGAAUUGGAACCAGAGGAAAAAGAAUGGCCGAUUUUGAAAGCUAAUAUCUUUAGUCAUAGUGGAGAUUUAGAGUCUGCUAAAAGUGGGUUUGAAGAGAUUCUAGCCAAAGAUCCGCUUCGUGUCGAGGCUUAUCAUGGACUGGUUAUGGCUUACUCUGAAUCGGGCGAUGAUUUGAAUGCGGUGGAGAAGAGAAUUCAGGAGGCAAUGGAGAAAUGCAAGAAAGGGAAGAAUCGUAAGGAUUUGAGGGAUUUCAAGCUGUUAGUGGCGCAGAUUCGGGUAAUUGAAGGGAAGCAUAACGAAGCGUUGAAGCUUUAUCAGGAGCUUGUGAAGGAAGAACCGAGAGAUUUCAGGCCGUAUCUCUGUCAAGGGAUUAUAUACACGGUGCUUAAGAAGCAAGAUGAGGCGGAUAAACAGUUUGAGAAGUUCAGGAAACUUGUCCCAAAGAAUCAUCCUUACAGAGAGUAUUUUAUGGAUAAUAUGGUUGCUACGAAGCUCUUUGCGGAGAAGGCGCAGCGAGAGAUGGCUGGAUCAAAGAGUUAA
Messenger RNA from Arabis nemorensis, 1038 nucleotides. The record is from the annotation of a GenBank genome assembly. NCBI's taxonomy places the organism in Eukaryota, Viridiplantae, Streptophyta, Magnoliopsida, Brassicales, Brassicaceae.